AUGAAGCAGUGGAUCAGCAACCAGAAUGGCCUGGACAAGCUCCAGCUUGUAGACUCGGCCGAGCCCGGCGACCUGAAGGACGGCGAAGUCCUCGUCAAGGUAAACCGUGUCUCACUUAAUUACCGAGACACAGAAGUGGUCAUGGGCCUUUACGGCCACCAUAAAACCAUUGAUGAGGGACAAAAUUCCAUCGUGCCUUGCUCCGACAUAUGCGGCACCGUCGUCAAGGUGGCUCCCGGAACCAGUAACAAGUGGCGAGAGGGCGAUCGCGUCAUGGCUACCUUUAACCAAGGUCAUGUCACGGGUCAAGUUGUGGAGGAACACAUGGGCACUGGCUUGGGUCUACCCCUACAAGGGUGCUUGACGGAAUACCGAAUCUUUCCUAGCUACGGCCUGGUCAAGGUGCCUGACUACCUCACAGCCGACGAAGCUGCGACACUGCCCAUCGCGUCGACCACCGCGUGGAUGAGCAUCAACAGCUUCCAGCCCAUAGGCCAGCCGCAAUCCGGAAGGGACAAGGUCGUGCUACUUCAGGGCACAGGAGGCGUAGCCAUCGCGGGACUGCAGAUUGCCCAUGCUCUUGGCAUGACGACGGGCGAAGAAACUCGGAGCAGACCACGUCAUCAACUACAAAACGCACCCCGACUGGGACAAAAGGUCAUGGAGAUCACGAAUGGCAAGGGCGCCAACGUGAUCUUUGAGUGCGGCGGUGUCGAGACGCUGAAGAAGUCCUUCUCAUGUGUCGCCUUUGGCGGUCUCAUCAGCUGCAUCGGGUACCUUUCCGGGAAGGAGGACAAGGACGGUGGGUCAAUGGGCAUCAACGUGCUGGCGCUUAGCCGCAACGUGACGCUCAAGGGCAUCCUGAACGGUCCUCGAGACAGGUUCGAGGAAGUAGCGCGGUUUUACGCCGAGAAGCAGAUUCACCCAGUCAUUGACCGCGAAUUCGAGUUUGGAGAGGCAAAGGAGGCGUUCAAGUAUGUAUUUAGUGGCAGCCACUUUGGCAAAGUCAUUAUCAAGGUGGCCUGA
Parascedosporium putredinis is the source of this 1026-nucleotide messenger RNA. The record is from the annotation of a GenBank genome assembly. Lineage: Eukaryota; Fungi; Ascomycota; Sordariomycetes; Microascales; Microascaceae.